AUGGCUGACGUGAAUAAUUCAGUAAUUGUUCAGCCAUUCAAGCAGAGAACGAGAGAGCACCCGGGCCACGUCCGGUUUAAAAAACACUUGGAUCGCCUUGGCCUCGCAGCGGGGGACGAUGAGGGGGACCGAGACCCAGCCAGCCAGCUUCGUCUGCGGAGCACGCGCAGACACCCCGAGACCGCCCCACCGCGGAGGAGCCUGGACGCCCUCGGGCCUGUGCCCGCCGCUUCCCGCCCGCGCCGACCCGGGGCCGCGGCACCGCUCCGCUCUCGCCGGAGGCGGCACCCGGGCCGCCGCCGCCGCCGCCGCUGCGUCGGGCUCCCAUUCCGAGAGAGGGAAGGAAGAAAAACCAAUAACAAAACCUGGCUUCUCGUUCCCUCCGGAAACCGCGGGCCGGCAGGAAGUGACGAAGGAGAGGUCGUCCGGUCCGCCGGGGCUCGGCCCGCGCUCCCCGCCCGACUCCCGGAACAGCCGGAGCGGAGCGGCACGGCGGCCUCCGCACCUCCGGAGCCGCUGAGCGCUCGCCCGCUCGCCCGCGCGCGCGGCCGCGUCACCGCCCCGCCCCGGCCGGCCCCGCCCCGCCCCGGCCGCGGUCUGCGGGACAGACCCGGGGAUUGGGGCUCGGCGGUCCGCUCGACCGGACGGCUGCGGCGUGCUGACGGUCCCGCCGCCCGCAAAGUCGCCGGCCGACCAAGGCGGGAACGUGGACGGCCUGUCGGGGGAGGAUCCGUCCUGGAUGCCACCAGGAGCAGAUUGCACAGGCUCGGGGACGCGGCUGGAGGAGGCCAGGUUUGGGCGUCGGAUCUGUACAGGUGUUUGUGUACAUCAGACACCAAUACGUGAAGUUUCUCUUGUCUUCAUCUCAAGAGU
Molecule: messenger RNA, 873 nt
Organism: Onychomys torridus (southern grasshopper mouse)
Lineage: Eukaryota; Metazoa; Chordata; Mammalia; Rodentia; Cricetidae
Product: translation initiation factor IF-2-like
Exons: 3
Coding region: 1-846 (281 amino acids)
Source: RefSeq, a predicted model, not a curated record